Molecule: messenger RNA, 627 nt
Organism: Micromonas pusilla CCMP1545
Lineage: Eukaryota; Viridiplantae; Chlorophyta; Mamiellophyceae; Mamiellales; Mamiellaceae
Exons: 2
Biological process (GO): intraciliary transport; cilium assembly
Cellular component (GO): intraciliary transport particle B; centrosome; motile cilium
Source: RefSeq, a predicted model, not a curated record
GCGGACGCGCGCGAGCUCUUCGACUUCAUCGACCGCUACCGCCCGCGCGACGUCGACCCUCCCGCGGACCUGAAACCGUUCGUCCCGGACUUUCAGCCCGCGGUGGGCGACAUCGACGAGUUCGUGAAGAUCCCGCGCCCGGACGGCGUCGCGGACGAGCUCGGAUUGCGCGUUUUGGACGAGCCCAAGGCGACGCAGUCGGACCCCGACGUGCUGCGUCUGAAGCUCAGGCGCGGCGACCCGGGCGCGACGGGAGUCGCGGACGAUGCGGAGGUGCCGUCGAUCGAGCCGGAGGAUCUCACCGCGGAGAAGAUCAACGCGUGGAUCGAGAGCGUGAACGCGCUGCACGCGAACGAUGAGGACGAAGCGGUCGUGGAGUACUCGCACGACAUGCCGGACUUGGAGACGUUGAUGAAGCCGUUCGAGCCCGAGGUGGAGGAGGCGCUGCGCGCGAUGAAACUUCCAGACGAGAACUUGGACGUGACCCCGGAGCACCUGGCGAAGCUGAUGUGCGGCAUUCUGGACAUUCCCGUGUACGACGAUAACAUCCUGGAGAGCGUGCACGUGAUGUUUUCGCUGUAUUUGGAGUUUAAGAACCACCCAAAGUUUGGUAAGGCGGCGGGAGGC